Molecule: messenger RNA, 2472 nt
Organism: Bufo bufo (common toad)
Lineage: Eukaryota; Metazoa; Chordata; Amphibia; Anura; Bufonidae
Exons: 2
Coding region: 107-1444 (445 amino acids)
Source: RefSeq, a predicted model, not a curated record
AUAAGAGGCAAAGGAAAGUGUGCGGAGACCUAAAGCUGAAGAACUUCUGAGAACAUUAAUGGGGAAAAAGACCAUUUAAGACAGUAAAUUAAUGUAGAAGUUUUUGAUGGGUCUCAAGUCCUCAAGUGGUCCUAACAUGAACCUCUCUCAGCGAAUCUCCUCCACGUUUCAAGUCCAGAGACCAACAUCUUCUGACCUCCAUCUUCUUAAUGAAAACCAACCUCUCCAGAAUUUUCAACUGUUAAGUCAAGUGGAGCUCACCAGGGCUCAAAACCUUGGUUUGGAUGGACUAAAUGAUCUGUUCCAAGAAACAAUUAUUAACCUUGGAGGAAAGGAGAAUAUACUGCUAGUGGGGGAGUCUGGAUACUGUCCAGAGGAUGAUGGUGGCAGUAGUAAGUUGCUUGAAGAAUUGUCUUCUGCUCUCUUUCAGUCACCCAAAAAGGCCAAGGUUUGGAAACCUGACAACAACACAACUGAUGGACCUAACACUUCUCUGACUUGUAUCACCUCAAAGGCUGUAUCGAAGUCGAGGAUGCUGGAAUUUCCUAUCGUUCUGGCAGUGUUUCGAGAACAACUUAUAAUGGACUCUCAGAACUUGAUUAAAGAGAUCCUGAAAGAUAUCUGUUUGAGAACAAAGGAGUUUAGGUCUGCCAUUGUGAGUAUUGUCUAUUCUUGGGAAACUUUAAACGACGGCAAAAAGAUCAAGUCCAAGGAACAGCUGAGAAACUUGAUGAGUCAGGUCUUCAAAGACCAGCCAUGGGGAGUCUGCUGCUACAACAGUUCUGAACCAAAGUCUAUCCUGGAGGUAAAGCAGAUGAUCACCAAAACCAUUGGUGUGACAACAGGUGGAUAUCAGUCUGUAGAAGAUGACAGCCUGCAGCUGGAAAGAUCGUUUAAAGAACUGGUUGGCCAGUUGGGAGGCAAAGAGAGAUUUCUUCUCCUUGGGAAUAUCUGUCCAUCCCCUCGCAACUCUGAAAAGACUCGGGUUUUCAGAGAGAUUACUAAAGCCCUCUUUGAUGAUGACCACUGUAAAAUGGAUACCCAAGAAGAAGAGGAUCAAGCCGAGACACUGGAGAGACAAAAGAAGUCAACCAAAGCGUGUAUACAGCUCCCCAAACCAAGAUCCUUCCCUUACCCACUUAUCUUGGUGGUCUUUCGCUCAGCAUUCCUCGAGGAGGAGGAUAACAUGGCUCAAGUCAAAGAGAUACUUGCCGACAUCAAAAUAAGAGUUACAAUAAGUUCUACCCAAGUCAUCGGGGUGGUCUGUAGUGACAAGAGUUUGCAGAAAACUAAGGAGCAGAGGUACCAGAUCCUGCUUCAGAAGAUCUUACAUCAGACAUUCAGUUGUCCAACUGGGGUGUGCAGCUUUGUGAGGACAAAUCUAGAAUCUGUGGAGGUGGUGAAGAGAUGUGUGUGCAAUGUCUUGAAAGACCACUGUAGAUAAGCCUGAUGUUCUUUAUACAAUGACUUCUCUCCAAAUGAUAAGCUUCAAGAUAAAACCACAAAAAAUUGGUCUAGAAAAAGUGGUGGUCUACUUAAAAAGGUUUGAUUUAUAUCUAUCAUCAAAGAUUGUAACACCUCAAACUAUUUUCCAUACUUGGUGGACCUUCGUGCAACAUUCCUCAAGGAUGAGUUCAAGAUGGCUCAGGUCAAAGAAAUAUUGAGGGACACAAUGUAAACUUUUGAAUGAAUUGAUGUUUGCUCUUGCAUUGUUCUCAAUGUAGCUCUUUGGUCUCUUCUUCUAGCAUCUGCAUUUUUCUACCCAGGCCCAUGGUUUUUAUAAUAGAUACCUCUGACCUCCAUAGAUGGCCCUCUUAUCAGUCACAGUGCCCUUCCUUCCUCCAUAAGCCCAUCCUCUGGGCUCAGGAUGACAUGUCAGAAGCCAUAACUACUAAGGGUGUGAAUACAAUUGGAAAUUAUGACAAAAGGCCCAAGCAACCAGUGCUGGUGCCCCUAGUGCCCUGACCAACAGAUAUUGCUGUAAAAGUCCACCACUUUGGCACGUUUUAUUGACCUGAUAAAUGAUAUAUUUCUGUCUUUCUGCAAUGACCUCUAGGAGGAGCUAGCUACAUAUGAAGUAAUAUAGACCCUAGUGGUAGAUACAUAUCACUGCUAUGACUGUGUCACCACAGAAAUCCUUUUCUAGCCUUUCUGCUGCCUGAGGCGUAAACUGAAAUGGUGCCCCCGCUCCCUAUACUGGCAAUUUCUUAACCUAACCCCUUUGCCACAAUGAAAGCACUCAAUGCCCAUGGCCCUUCCGCUGCCCCCACCUGGUGCUGUUUGAGGUGAUCGCCUGACCUGGCCUCAUUGGUGGUGCAUCCCUGCCUGCACCUGCCUCUUAAAGGGGUUAUGCCUUGAUUGAUGUGGAAAAUAAAAAUCACACAAGAUAUAGUAAAUGACAAUCUCUCUCUAACAAAGCUAGAACCAGCCCUGUACCUCACAUGGAUCCAAAGAUCUCCCCAUUCAUUGAUC